UACCUGACUCCUCUCCAGGGGCGGACUGACAACUCAUGGGGCCACUGGGCAAUAGGGGAUCUGUACAUGACUGUAUGUGGAUCAGGGGCGGACUGACAACUCAUGGGGCCCCCGGGCAAUUGGGGAUCAUGGGGCCCCUGUGUCCUUGCCCACACUCAAAACACACCCAAAAAAGCAUAUAAAAAAGGUACCAGGGGCAUUUUAUGGAGCCCCCUACUGACUCCAGGCCCUUGGGCAGUGCCCGAGUGCUCGAAUGGUCAGUCAGCCCCUGAUGUGGAUAUACACUGG
This is a messenger RNA of Staurois parvus, 288 nucleotides long. NCBI's taxonomy places the organism in Eukaryota, Metazoa, Chordata, Amphibia, Anura, Ranidae. The record is from the annotation of a GenBank genome assembly.